UGCAAGCCUGCUGUGAAUCUUCCACACAUAUAGGCCUGAUUGUUAUUUUUGCAGAUGAAAGUUGUCCUUGGGAAAAUUUCUUUGUAACGUACAGACUAUUAAAUGUACAAGAACGAUGGUUAGCUGAAAGGUUCUUUGGGGAACCAAAAACAUAGUUCCUCUGUGGCAUUGCUGCAAAGAACCAUUUUUCUCAAACCUUUAUUUUUAAGAGUUUAUUUAUCAAUGAUAAUAGGCCACAUGAACAUCCAUAUUGAUUUUUAUUAUGCUUUUCACCAUCUGUCAUAUUUAAUUGAUUGCAUGCUUUUAUUUUUCAAGCAAUACUCUUUGUGAUUGGCUAAAUAACAUUUAGUCUUCUCUCAGCAGUGUUGUUCCCUGACUGGGCGUAUAAACCAGCUUGGUCUCCAGGUUCACGGCAGGUGCAGUUAUGGCACUUCCUGUUAGAGCUGCUGGGGGGUGGAGAGGGCGGAGCUAUUACAUGGGGCAGCGAGUGGGGUGAGUUUGUGAUCAGAGACCCAGAGAGAUUGGCUAAAUUGUGGGGGGAGAGGAAGGGCAAGCCACACAUGAAUUACGACAAACUCAGCAGAGCUUUAAGGUAUUACUAUAAUAAGCGAAUUUUGCACAAGACCAAAGGGAAACGUUUUACCUACAAGUUUAACUUCAGUAAAUUGAUCUUGGUGAAUUACCCAAGUCUUCCAACCUGCUCACAGACUACAGCAGCUCUCCCGUAUUUUUCUUCACAGUUGCCCAUCUACAAGCAUGCUAGUGACUUGGGUGUGCAGUCAGUUUCUCAUCCACUUCUGCAACCCUACUGCUUCCCCAAACCAUUUCCCUUUCACCAGGCACAUCCAAUCGAGAGGCAGUUUCCCUUUUUUCUGGACAGUCUCCAUCGGGGGCAAAUCUAUCAUCCUGUCUGUCACCCGUCAACUCCACCCUACAAUGUAGCCAAACUUUUAACUACUGAGCAAUUAAAAGUCGCACAGUGUGGCCUCACAACAGAGUCAUUGGAUUACGAAAAGACAAAAACAUUGAAAAAAUGUAUAUCAUGAGGACUCGUAGGCUUGUAUCUAAAAAGAUAGGUUUGAUUACUAUUACUAGUGUUAUUCUUGUUUUUGUAAUUUCGUGUCCUUGUUCACAGGUUUACAAUUGAGCACUUUAUAUAUUUGACACUAUACUGUUUAACAUUAAAGAGAUUAACCAAUAAAUACCUGUGUAAUAAUGCAAUAAAUGGAAUUCAUAUACAUCAUAUUUUGUUACACUUAAUAGUGUUUGCACUUCAUUUGAUGA
Paramisgurnus dabryanus is the source of this 1284-nucleotide messenger RNA. RefSeq names its product ETS translocation variant 3. The record is from RefSeq and is a predicted model, not a curated record. NCBI's taxonomy places the organism in Eukaryota, Metazoa, Chordata, Actinopteri, Cypriniformes, Cobitidae. Gene Ontology annotation, biological process: cell differentiation; regulation of transcription by RNA polymerase II. Gene Ontology annotation, molecular function: sequence-specific DNA binding; DNA-binding transcription factor activity, RNA polymerase II-specific. Gene Ontology annotation, cellular component: nucleus.